AUGGCGAGUAGCAGUCGCCUCCUUCUCUUUGCCGUGCAGCUCCUCGUGCUGUUCGCCGCAGUGGCCGGCACACGGUGGCAGGACUUCCUCCGCCUGCCGUCGGAGUCGGCGUCGGAGGACGACGAUGCCGCGGCGGUGGGGACCAGGUGGGCCGUCCUCAUUGCCGGCUCCAAUGGCUACUACAACUACCGGCAUCAGGCGGACGUGUGCCACGCGUACCAGAUCAUGAAGAAGGGCGGGCUCAAGGACGAGAACAUCAUCGUCUUCAUGUACGACGACCUCGCCGACAGCCCCGACAACCCGAGGCCGGGCGUCAUCAUCAACCACCCAGACGGCGGCGACGUGUACGCGGGCGUCCCCAAGGACUACACGGGCAAGGACGUGAACAACUUCCUCGCCGUCCUGCUCGGCAACAAGUCCGCAGUCACCGACGGCGGCAGCGGCAAGGUGGUCGCCAGCGGGCCGGACGACCACGUCUUCGUCUACUACAGCGACCACGGCAGGCCCGGGGUGCUCGGCAUGCCGUCCGACGACUACCUGUACGCCGAGGACCUGGCGUGCGAGUCCGGGAGCAUCUUCGAGGGCCUCCUGCCGAAGAACAUCUCCGUGUACGCCACCACGGCGGCGAACGCUGAGGAGAGCAGCUGGGGCACCUACUGCCCCGGCGACGACCCGGGCCCGCCGCCCGAGUUCGACACCUGCCUCGGCGACCUCUACAGCGUCGCGUGGAUGGAGGACAGCGACGCGCACAACCGCCGCGCCGAGUCGCUGAGGCAGCAGUACGAGAUCGUGAAGGACCGGACGUCGGCGCACGGCACCUACAGCCUCGGCACCUACAGCCGCGCAGAGCCUCUACACAGGUACCGCAGGGCGGCGGAGGGGACGCCCGAGAAGGCGGAGGCCCAGAGGCGGCUGCUGCAGGUGAUGUCCCGCCGGUCCCGCGUGGACAGCAGCAUGGAGCUCAUCGGUGGCCUCCUGUUCGGGUCGGAGGAAGGGCCCCGGGUGCUCGGCGCCGUGCGGCCGGCGGGGCAGCCCCUGGCCGACGACUGGGACUGCCUUAAGUCCAUGGCGCGCGCGUAUGAGCACCACUGCGGGCCGCUCACGCAGUACGGGAUGAAGCACAUGCGCGCCUUCGCCAACAUCUGCAACGCCGGCGUCGGGGAGGACGCCAUGGCCAAGGUGGCGUCCCAGGCCUGCGCCGCCGUCGCCCGUUCCGACUGA
This is a messenger RNA of Miscanthus lutarioriparius, 1221 nucleotides long. Lineage: Eukaryota; Viridiplantae; Streptophyta; Magnoliopsida; Poales; Poaceae. The record is from the annotation of a GenBank genome assembly.